UAUUCACAAUUAGCUUAUUAUUUUGUUUUACGUAUAUACAACUGUAAGUAUCAGCCCUACAAGUGGCAUUUACGUUAUCGAGAUGUUCUUGGCAUCAGUCAAUCUGAGCUGAUUCAAGAGCGCGUCCGCAGCAUCACCCGUCUCUUAUCACAGCGUGUUAUUAGAAUGGAUGAAAAAACAACAGAUAUCGAUCCAGAGGCAGGAGCUUCACAGACAGAAGAUAAAAAUGGCAACUCAAAGGUCUUGAAACGCCUUGAAACUGUUCCGGAUAUUAAAAGAGACACUUCCGGCAUCACCACACAAUACAUCGCCACUGGAAUCGUGAAUCUUGGUGCCUUCGCUGCCGGAGCUUGCGUAGCGUGGUCUUCUUCAGCCCUGCCACUGUUCACGACUGGACAAAUAGAGACACCGGGCAUUCCAGUCACCAACAACGGAACUCAUCCCAAACUAGUCCUGACAGACAGUGAGGCUUCAUGGGUCGCUUCAUUACUGUGUCUAGGAGCACUAUGGGGCGCAGUACCCGCUGGGCUCAUCUCAGAACACUUCGGAAGGAAGAAGACUUUGCUGUAUCUCGCUUUACCUCUUCUUGUCUCCUGGAUCCUAGUCGCUUCAAGUCCCAAUGUGUACGGUAUGUACGUUGGUCGGUUCGUGGGUGGGAUUGCUGUUGGAGCAUUCAGCGUCGGCAUCCCUCCAUACGUGGAAGACAUCGCAGAAAUACAAAACCUACCAGCCCUCGUCAACUUCUACCACGUACAUUUCUCUUGCGGUGUCCUCUUUGGAUAUAUAAUUGGUAUGGUCCAAAGUACGUCUUGGCUGUCGGUCUUAUGUGCCAUCAUACCAAUCGCAUAUUUUAUUGCUUUUAUCUUCCUGCCAGAAUCUCCGGCGUAUCUCAUAUCUCAAGGAAAAUCUAGCCAAGCAGAAGCUGCAUUGCGGUACUUUCGUGGAAUUGAUAAUAACGUUGAAGCCGAACUGAAGGAAUUAAAAAAAUAUACAAGGAAUACUGCGAAAAACCGUGUGACAUUUAAAGAACUGUUCAGUACGAGAUCGACUUUGAAAGCUCUCGUUGUUUCUUUUGGAUUGAUGAUUUUCCAACAACUAAGCGGCAUUUAUCCUGUAUUAUUUUACGCAGAAAAAAUCUUCAAAAAGUUUUCCAUAUCGCUGUACCUGCCCGGCGCUACUAUUAUUUUGGGCUUUUGUCUCGUAUCGUCUACCUACUUCUCCACAAUGUUCGUGAAAAAAGUGAGACGACGUAUUUUGUUAAUGGUAUCGUUUUCAGUGAUGUUCCUUAGUUUGGCAGGCUUGGGUGUUUAUUAUCACUUAAAGGCAUCUAACAUCAUAUCUGACAGUACGUGGGUGCCGGUACUCACUCUCUGCAUAUUUGUAUCUGUAUACGCGGUCGGUGCCGGACCUAUACCUUGGUUGAUGUUGAGAGAAAUAUUCCCACCGCAAGUGAGGAGACGAGCCACAGCCAUCACAGCUGGAUUCCAUUGGUUUUUGGCAUUUGGGGUAACGAAAUUAUAUCAGAAUUUCCUUGACGUGGUAAGCCUUGGGUGGACGCUUUGGAAUUUCUCUAUUAUCUGUCUCAUAGGUACAGCGUUCGUUUAUUUAGUUGUACCCGAGACAAAGGGACGAACGCUAGAGGAAAUUCAAAAUCAAUUUGAAGGUAUUCACAAGACGAAAACGCAUAUACAUGUCAUAGAGGUAGAAACUAUAAACGGAUAGAUAGAUCAGUAUUCAUAAAGGAUCCUUGCAAACCAGUGAUGUGUUAUUUGCUAGCAUUUUUAAUAAUAAUUUUGUAGAUAAAAAUUAAAACAAUAUUAUUCAUAAAGAACGGCAUUGAAGAAGUUAGAAUAAUAAUAUUUAUUAAGUCUGUAAGCUGUUUAGAAUAAUCAUUAAAAUAGAUAUGUUUCCUUUAUCAAAUGUUUAAAUAUACUGAGAAAUAUAUUAUAAUACAUUUAUAAAUAUAACGCUUUAUAAAACGGUUUUCAUGGUGUGUGUUACGUGUAUGUAUGUAUUUAUUUAUGGUCUAUAGAUUAAGUAUAUAAUUAAUUAAUUUUAAAUAUUUUUUCCUUAAUUUAAAAGAAAUUAUUUACAUUUAAUAAAAAAAAUAUAAAAA
Molecule: messenger RNA, 2116 nt
Organism: Danaus plexippus (monarch butterfly)
Lineage: Eukaryota; Metazoa; Arthropoda; Insecta; Lepidoptera; Nymphalidae
Gene: st4
Product: facilitated trehalose transporter Tret1-like
Exons: 7
Coding region: 166-1722 (518 amino acids)
Biological process (GO): carbohydrate transport; transmembrane transport
Cellular component (GO): membrane
Molecular function (GO): sugar transmembrane transporter activity
Source: RefSeq, a predicted model, not a curated record